AUGUCUGCAGCAUACGACCGCGAGCAACAAAACAACACCCGCCUCUCCGAGCUCUCCUCCAAAGUCUCCGCCCUCCGCGGCGUCACGGUCGACAUCUACGACAAUGCGCGAGACCAACACGUCAUCGACAACAGCUCUGAAGUCUUCUCCUCCAUGACGAACUCGAUCAAAGGGUCCGCCGGCCGUCUGGGCCGAAUGGCGCAGCAGGGGAAUAAAGUUGCGAUACUGAAGUUGGCCGGGAUCAUCGUCGGUGUGGUGGUUGCGCUGUGGUGGGGGUUGAGCUUUCUGUUCCGGUCGAGGAAGGCUUGA
This is a messenger RNA of Letharia columbiana, 309 nucleotides long. RefSeq lists its product as uncharacterized. The record is from RefSeq and is a predicted model, not a curated record. Gene Ontology annotation, biological process: intra-Golgi vesicle-mediated transport. Bases 1 to 309 code for a protein of 102 amino acids. NCBI's taxonomy places the organism in Eukaryota, Fungi, Ascomycota, Lecanoromycetes, Lecanorales, Parmeliaceae. The transcript has 3 exons.